Molecule: messenger RNA, 1363 nt
Organism: Folsomia candida
Lineage: Eukaryota; Metazoa; Arthropoda; Collembola; Entomobryomorpha; Isotomidae
Exons: 4
Coding region: 1-1275 (424 amino acids)
Source: RefSeq, a predicted model, not a curated record
AUGCCAAACGAUUCCGCAAAAGAGGAUUCAGCCCCCUCCACUUGUUCGGAGCACGUCUCCACCCCGCGAUCUGUUCUUAUUCCGGACGUAAUUCACCACCUCAGCUCGUUCGUCGCCACUCAAGACCUCCGGGAGCUCCGAUUAGUCUCCAAAUCUUGGAAUUACGCUGUCACCCCGGUCCUCAAGGCCAGGACGAAGACGAUCCUGAAACUCGAUGGUAAUAUGGCGGACAUUAAAGAGCAGCUGGAAUUUUCUCCAAUCAAUCUUUAUCUCCUAGUGGAACAUCCAAAUCAGCCAUUUACCCUAGAUCCUGCAACCUUUCCUUCAAUUCGGAACCUUAAAUCGAUUUAUUUCUCCUACAUUGCUGACCGACAUGGAUAUCUUGGUGUGCAAGAAGUCUGUCGAAAAAUCGUUCUCGCUUCGUCCGGCAGUUUGCAAGAAUUAAAAUUUGAAUGGGAUAACGAGUCAGACGUCCCUUCAUUUGAAAGCGCUGUCUUCCCAAAAUUAAGGAACCUUGGGACCGAUUAUUUUUCUGAUGAUGAUGACGCCAUAGUCAUCAAAAAUUUAGGACACGCUAUCACUCAAUCCUUCCCAAAUUUGGAACACUUGGCGAUAGGAGCUGAAAAUUUACAUGCGAUUUGGGAGUUAGGCCUGCUGCCAAAAUUUCCAAGGUCCCUAAGUUCCAUCACGUUAGACGGGCCAUCUAACUUAUUUGGCCUCGAAUGUCUGUUUGAACUACCCGGACGGUUGAAACGCCUCAUUUUUGAUGAGGUUCACCUCGAAGAGAUCGGCACGGAGAUGGUCGAGCUGCCCACCAUGUUUUACAAAUUGCUCAAAAAACACUCCCAAACUCUUGAAGAGCUUUGCAUGGACAUUUACUGGGAACUUUCCCCUUCCGAAGAUACGGACGGGUUAGACUGGAAAUUCCCGAUGUUCUCUGCCAUGAAAACGUUCAAGCUUUGUAGCUCAAAUUUCUUCAGAAACAUUGAGUUCGAAAACAGCCUGGGAUACUUUGGUGAGAUUGACUACGAAACUUGUUUCCCUGUUUUGGAAACUUUGCAUGUUUCCACCGAACAGCAUGACGUUGCCGAAGUGGCUUGUUUUUUUCCGUCGGGGGAUAUAGUCGUGGACUGGGUGAAAGACGUCGACAUCAAGAUUUAUACAGAAAGUGAUUUCGACUUUGAGCAAGCCAGCGUUUACACGAGGUUGUUUAAGAUUUUUCCAAACGCCAGGGAUUCAGUGGUUAAGCAGUUGAGAAAAUUACUCUUGGAGUAAUAUGUUUAAUGAUUUUCAGAGUUUUUUACAACUUUAUGUAAGUAUGUAUUACUUGAUAUAUAUUAUUGGAUAUGAAUACUUAUCUAUA